AUGAGUUAAUUUUUUUGUUCUUCUUGUUUACUUAAUUUUCUACAAGAACCAACCUAUAAGGAUCAUUAUAAAACAGAUUUUCAUAGAUAUAAUAUAGCUAGAAAAAUGAUUAAUUUAGAUCCUGUCUCAUAUGAAGUUUCUAAAGAAAGUAUUUCAAUUAAAUAAUUAUAUUAGAAUUUGAUAAAAUUUCAGAGUAGAAGAUCAUAACUCCUAUUAAAUCUUAAACAUUUAAAUGUUGAAAUAAAGAGUUCAAAUGAAGUUAAACAUAUUAAGGUCAUUUGAUAUCAAAAAGCCAUUAAUUAAACUAAUUAAAAUCGCCUAUCACAGCAAAUAGAAGUUAAACAGGAAAUUCUAUAUUAAAUAGUAAUGUAUGUUUAUUUUUUGAUGAAUUAUGCGAUAAUAUUGAAGAUUGUUUAAAGUAAUCAUGGAUUUAUUAUUCGUUAAUAAAAGGAUUGUAUAAAUAUUGAGAGAUUGUUAAAAGCAUUAUCAGAACAAAUAAAUAAGAAUAAUACUUUUUUACAUUGUUUUUAAACAUUCAAAAAUAGUCAUGAUACAAAAGAUCAUAUGUUAGACAAGGGACAUUGUUUUAUGCCUUAAUAAGAAUAUAAGGUUUUAUCAAAAUAUUACAAUUUUUAAGAAAAAUUAUUAGCAAUUUUGGCAGAGUAAAAGGAAUAACAAUUAUAAAUUGAAGCUAAAAAAUAAUAAUUAUAAUUAAAAUAAGAUUAAAAAGAAGAUGAAAAUAAAAAUGAAAAGAAAAUUGAAAAUUAAGAUGAAGGAGAUUGGGAAGAUGAUGAAGAUAAAGAUAUUAAUUCAGAUGAUGAUUAUGAAGAGGAAUUAAAAUAAAAAUAAAAAUAAACUGAUGAUUUAAAAAAUGAUGAACAUAUUAAAUUAAAUUAGUAAACAUAAAGCUACAUUAACAAAAACUGGUGAAUUAUUAUUACCAGAUGGAAAAUUGUAAUCAUAUUUAAUUUAAUAUUAGAUUAGCCACAGAGAUUAUAGAAAAUAUUAUAAAUAGAAUCAUAUUCCAUUUAAAGUUUAAGAAACUGAAUAAAUUGAGAAAUGUAUAUUAUUUAUUAAUAAAUAUAGUGGAUAUUGCUGAUGAAAAAUAAUUUGCAUUAUUAAGUGAUGAACUUAUUGUUGGUUAUUUGAGACAUUUCUAUUAUCAAAAGACCAGAACAUUAACAUAUGGAUAAACAAAAAUUGGAUAAAGAAACAAUUUAAUUUAGAUGAGAUGGUUAAGAAAAUCUUGUUGA
Paramecium pentaurelia is the source of this 1253-nucleotide messenger RNA. The record is from the annotation of a GenBank genome assembly. NCBI's taxonomy places the organism in Eukaryota, Ciliophora, Oligohymenophorea, Peniculida, Parameciidae.